UUCGUGCUGUUUGUUGUCGCCAACGGGGAUUUUGCAGGCGUCGAUCCGAAUAGCCUACAAUGCGAUCCUCGGGGACAAAUAUUCCUGCUCCUUCCACAUUUUACGGAUUGUUCCAAGUUCUACAUGUGCACACAUGGUGAAGAAGUUGAGUUCACCUGUAGCGGUGGGCUUAUUUUUGACUUCGUUUUACAAACUUGUAACUGGUCUUGGGCCACAAAGUGCAAUCUCCGCACGCAACCGGAGGAAGAUGACAUCGAGGGAUCUGGAGAGGAGGAAUUUGAUUGGUUAAUGGACAAAUCCAACGAUGGCUCUGUUAAUGGUUUAACAGCAGAAACUAUCGUCAACAGCGUGAGGCCUUUGAGCAUCGAAACACCUGGAAAAAAGUCGAAUUUCAACACCGUAUUGAACUGUUACCGAGCUGAUUCCGCCGCGAGACUUGUUCCCUACAAAGGUGACUGCCAACGGUACUGGCGUUGCAUGAAUGGCGUACCACAAUCAGCAUACUGUUCAGAUGGAUUGUACUUCAACGAUAAAUCUCAACAGUGCGACUUUGAAGCAAACGUCAAAUGUGAGGUGGUAGGUGAAGACGAAUUAAAGAGCGAGUUUAUUGUUUACAAGUAGAAGGGAAGAUACUGAUACUAAAGGAUGGGAUUAUGAACUAGAAAAGACCGAGGCAUUAUUAAAUAAGAAAAUGCUCUAGGAAGAUUUUUAUAAUUUUUUUAACUGGCAAU
This is a messenger RNA of Vanessa tameamea, 731 nucleotides long. RefSeq lists its product as uncharacterized. The transcript has 5 exons. Gene Ontology annotation, molecular function: chitin binding. NCBI's taxonomy places the organism in Eukaryota, Metazoa, Arthropoda, Insecta, Lepidoptera, Nymphalidae. Bases 124 to 621 code for a protein of 165 amino acids. Gene Ontology annotation, cellular component: extracellular region. The record is from RefSeq and is a predicted model, not a curated record.